This is a messenger RNA of Alternaria postmessia, 1113 nucleotides long. RefSeq lists its product as uncharacterized. Gene Ontology annotation, biological process: D-serine catabolic process. The record is from RefSeq and is a predicted model, not a curated record. The coding region runs from base 1 to 1113 and encodes 370 amino acids. NCBI's taxonomy places the organism in Eukaryota, Fungi, Ascomycota, Dothideomycetes, Pleosporales, Pleosporaceae. Gene Ontology annotation, molecular function: D-serine ammonia-lyase activity. The transcript has a single exon.
AUGCCGUACUCUCCUAAGGUGGGCGACUCACUGGAAUCGCUAGACACGCCAUCCAUGAUUGUGGACUUGGACCUCAUGGAGACCAACUUAAGUAAACUCAUGAAACAACUCCUCCCUACUGGUGUCAAUAUCCGUCCACAUCUCAAGACCUCAAAAUCUGCGAUCAUUGCGAAGAAGAUGGUCGCAGCGGGUGCAAAAGGUGGAUGCGUGGCGAAACUCAGCGAGGCAGAAAUCAUGUGUGAGAAGGGUUUCACAGAUCUGCUGAUUACAUGUGAGAUUAUCGGUCCUGCGAAGGUAAAGAGGUUAGUGGAAUUGGUCAAGAAGUACAGAGAUGUAAGAAUAGUUGUCGACAGCAAAGAGGGCGCAAGCGCCAUUGAACAAGCACUAUCAGAAAGCGAUUUCGAGGGCACAGUUAUGACGCUCAUCGAUCUCGAUGUGGGAUUGCAUCGUACAGGCGUGCAACCCGGGGGACCAGCUUCGGAACUAGCUCGUUUUGUCACCAGCUCAAAGCAUCUCAGACUCAUCGGCGUACAAGGGUACGAAGGCCACCUGCAACAUGUCCAUGGUCUCGAAGAGCGCAAAAGCCAGUGUCUUGAGAGCAUGAAGAUCCUUACGUCUACUGCCGAUGCGCUAAGGAAAGAAGGUCAUGCCAUCGAUGUAGUAACAACAGGUGGAACUGGAACUGCAGAGUUCUGUGUCACCGUCCCUGGAAUCACCGAGGUACAGCCUGGCUCUUUCCUCUUCAUGGACACGGAUUAUCGCAACGCCGUUGGUUCGACGAACUACGCUCAGAGUCUGACCAUCCUCUCUACAGUUCUCAGCAAACAGGGCGCGAAUAUCAUUACUAUUGAUGCAGGACUCAAGUCGCUGACGACGGACUCUGGGCUUGCAGAAUGCAAGACACCGGGGUAUACGUAUGGGGUUCUGGGUGAUGAGCAUGGCAGUCUUGCCUGGGAGGAAGGCAAGGGUGAAGAGUUGAAGAUAGGAGAUAGGGUUGAGAUGGUACCUAGCCAUAUCGAUCCGACGGUGAACUUACAUAAUGUCUAUUAUGCGUAUCGGAAGGGGGUUAUCGAGGAGAUCUGGCCAGUGGAUAGUCGGGGGUGUGUGCAAUAG